Leishmania braziliensis MHOM/BR/75/M2904 is the source of this 1095-nucleotide messenger RNA. RefSeq lists its product as hypothetical. The record is from RefSeq and is a predicted model, not a curated record. Bases 1 to 1095 code for a protein of 364 amino acids. The transcript has a single exon. Lineage: Eukaryota; Euglenozoa; Kinetoplastea; Trypanosomatida; Trypanosomatidae.
AUGCGUGACGUGUAUCCUCCACCGACUGCAACCGCGAGUCUUGCCACGCAGUUCAGCAUUUACUGCCUGGAGAAGCCGAAGCAAACCGUGCGCGAAGGCGACACAGCAGUGCCCGCGUGCAAAUCAGCACCGACUUCGUCGCCGUCAAAGGCGAAUCUCGCAUCACCCCUUUCCUAUCUCGAUGUGGUGCAGCAGCUUGAUGGAGGCGUUGAGUGGUCCUUCGCCCCCUACCCUCCCUGCAGUCGUGCGCAGCUGCUGCAGGUGCACACGUACUGGGUGGCAAUACCGAAUUCGGCAACAACCGAGACACGGAGGACCAUCGAGCUGAAGGUCAAUGGUGGAGCGUCUGAAAUGCCCAAGGACAAGGAGAGUGCUUCGACCAACAGUUUGGAAGAGGCGAUCACAGCACCAAGGUGUUCGUGUGGCAGAGAUGACAGGUUCCCGGCGAGUUCGUGGCCCAGUGUGCGUGCGCCACGACUUGCCUGUGUCGUUGGCGUCGUGUGGGUGCGUCUAUCAGCAGGCACACGCUUCGCUUGCUCUUUGGUGAAUCGCCGAACACCGCACAGCGGUCACGCCAGCGCUAGCAGCACGACCGCGACCUCCUCAAAUAUCGGCAUGUGCCGCCCCUCUGUGGAGGGUUACAUUCAAGUUGUCCUAACCCACCCGCACUACCGGCGUCGCGGUCUCGCCUCAUGGCUUCUGACGCACUGUUUGGCGCGCACGGAGGUGCCAGCCGGUGUGUUCGCCUCUGACGGGAGUGACGGUGUUGCCUAUACCAUCCAGCGGUGGCACCUGCACACGUUGGCGGUGGCACGGCGGGCAGAGAAGCGUCCCCACGACGACGACAAAGCGACGAGAGGAUGGGCGCAAGAUCGAAUGCAACCGCAGCAGCACCGCCAAGAUGCCAAUCCUGGCAAGUCGGAGCGAGAGAGUAACGAGGAGGCGAUUGUGGCCACGCUUGCCAUGUAUCGCCAGCUGGGAUUUCAUGAGCGGCGCUACCUUGCGCGGUACUACAGCGGUCAAAACGACGCGGUAGAGCUGAUGAAGAUGUGCUCGGGACCUUUUAUUCAUUUUGACGCUGCUCGCCCUAUUUAG